This is a messenger RNA of Cydia pomonella (codling moth), 2630 nucleotides long. Its product is annotated as protein FAM98A-like. The record is from RefSeq and is a predicted model, not a curated record. The transcript is spliced from 11 exons. Bases 197 to 1726 code for a protein of 509 amino acids. Gene Ontology annotation, cellular component: tRNA-splicing ligase complex. Lineage: Eukaryota; Metazoa; Arthropoda; Insecta; Lepidoptera; Tortricidae.
GCAAUACUUAGUUUGACUAGAGAAAAGCGGAAAGCCUACAGCAUCAGCAGCAGAAAUUAGCCGAUGGAAAGUUGGAUAAAAGUCCUAGAAUAUCUCUGCUGAUCGUUAACAUUAGGUUUUAUUUUUAGUCAUAAGUCGUAGUUGCAAAAAUCUACAGCAAUAACUAGCUUGUUUGUAAGUGUAACCCGUCGUAAAGAUGGAUAAUGACAUAUUGGAUUCUCUUAACGAUUUGGGUUACACUGGCCCUCUAACCGAUGAAGCUGCCUUCGCCAAAGCAGUUGACGGCGGCCCAAAGUCCCUGGAAUACACCAAACUGAUCCACAUCCUUGCUGAAGAGCUGAAGAAGCUAUGUAACCUUGAAGAGACUGUAAACAUGAUGAAUGAUCCAGAUGAAUCCAGCUCCUUCCUGUUGGAGCUUAGUUCCUUUUUGAAGGAGCUGGGGUGUCCUUAUAAGAAUCUAGUUACAGGUCACAUGUCCUCACGCCUGGAGACUAAGGAAGACAAGAUCCUACUACUCGACUACUUGAUCUCAGAGCUGAUGGCAGCCAGGAUUGUGGGGGUUGACCGGCCUAAGGAGAAACCGGGGAUGGAGAUUGUCAUGCAAGAAUCUCCCACUGCCAAGGAUCUGAAGGAGAUACUGAUAGCGCUAAAGUUCAACAAACCACCGCCCAACAUCACAGCUGAGAUGCUGUUCUCGAAGUUGGAGUCGAAACUUAAGGACACCAUACAGAAAGAAGGUCAACAGUUAGUAGGGAAGCCAUUAUACAACAAAGCCAUGACCGAAAAAGACUGGAAGGCACUCGAGACAGCCUUCUCGGAGAUGUAUGAGGAAUACAGGUUGCGGAGAGAAACAUUGAUCACUAGGUUGGAGUGCACGGUGCAGAGUUUUGAGUGGUCCGAACGUCUCAAAACGAAGAAAGACGUCAUCCAAUCCGCAUACCGGCCGAAACGUGACCAAAUGAGAAUGAAACCCGACGUCAAACUGUCGGAUUUCCUCGCUGCCAGGACCUCGUUGUUGCAAGUGGAGAAAACGUCAAGCGCGAGCGUCAGGAAAAAUACACAGAGCGACGUUAACAAAGUUAUCAUUGGACAGGUCCCCGACCGCGGCGGGCGCCCCCACGAGGCGCAGCCGCCGCCGCCCGAGAUGCCGUCGUGGCAGCAGCGCUCCUCCGGCCCGCAGGGUGGUGGCGGCCGCGGCGGUGGAGGCGGCAUGGGCGGUGGUGGGGGCGGGCGCGGGGGCGGCGGCGGGGGUGGGCGCGGCGGCCGCGUGCAGGGCGGGUACAACCAGGGGCAGGGCGAUCAACGACCCCAAACGAGCCCGGCACCCUUCAACCAGAACCAGAGCCGCAACUACCAAACCUACGAGGUCCCUCCCGGCGGUUACAACAACAACCAGAACUACCAGAGUAACCAAUACCAGGGCAGCCAGGGUUACCAAGGCCACCAAGGCGGCUACGAUAGCCAGAGCAGGGGAUAUGACAACCAGAGAGGUUAUGAUAACCGAGGCGGUGGUGGUAGUUAUCAGAACCAGGGCGGUUACCAGAAUCAAGGUGGCGGUGGCGGUGGCUACAAAACCUACCAAACCCAAUCCUACCAGAAUCAGGGGUACCAGAGCCAAGGGUACCAAGGGAGGGGGUACCAGAACGAGCACGACGACCGCACCGAGAGGAGGGGCGGAGGGGGAGGGGGAGGGAGGGGAGGGUACGGGGGGAGGGGGCGGCGCUAGAGUUCAUUGGAAGGUGUUUGAUAGCAACGUGGUAGUUUGGUUUAAAGUCUUAAUUUAUUCAGUUUCAUUAAAAAUCACCUGUUGCAUGGUGUUCGGCGGUUUUAAACAAGUUAGAAAAUUCAGGGACAAAUCAUGCUGUCCCUUUCUAACGUAUGGCACUAUCCCUUUCGGCUAUUCGGGUUGUCAAUAUUUAAGUCAUUAUCUGGUUGUGCACGCGAAGGGUCGUCAAAUUGUGCCUACCCUAAUAAUUGCUCUGAGCAACGCUGAACCGAACGGAGACGAGAAUGCCCGAAAUGAUCAGUCUCGCCCCCCUAAUAUUGCUCGAUUUAAUAUUAAUCGUGCCCCAAAGUUUGUCAGCAGAAAUAGAUAUUUGUUUCGUGGUAAUUGAAUUGUCAAAGAUCAACUUUCCACCGGACCUUUGUCAUUGGAUUAUAUAUGAUGCUGGACAGCGCCAUCUAUCAAAUUCUAGAUGUGUCGAAUUUGAAUACAAUCAAUCAAUUUGAAUGUUUGAAUUUGAAUCAUAAGUUUUCAAGUACCUAAUUUUAAUUAUUACUGUUUGCUAUCAAAUGACUUUAUAAUAAACUAAUUAUACUUAUUUAACACCUUGAUCAUUAAAUGAAUUGUUAAUCUCAAAAUGUUUAGUGAUUAUUUGAUUAUUAAGCUAGACUUAUCGAAUGCGAAAAUAAACAUUUUUAGGCAUAUAAAAUACAUAUACUAAAACAGCAGAGAAUGUAUGAAAUUUGUAUGAAAACUGCCCAUUCACACUUUGCAUUAAAUCAGCUAUAAAUAAUUACAAUAGAAAUAUAUACACAAGUUAUGUAUAAUCAUGUACAACUCAAUAGAACAUACUUUGUUGUAUGUAUUGUUAUUUUUUUUAAUACACUAAAUUAAAGACUGUAAAAUG